Messenger RNA from Hordeum vulgare subsp. vulgare (domesticated barley), 6025 nucleotides. RefSeq names its product callose synthase 10. The record is from RefSeq and is a predicted model, not a curated record. The transcript has 51 exons. The coding region runs from base 16 to 5772 and encodes 1918 amino acids. NCBI's taxonomy places the organism in Eukaryota, Viridiplantae, Streptophyta, Magnoliopsida, Poales, Poaceae. Gene Ontology annotation, molecular function: 1,3-beta-D-glucan synthase activity. Gene Ontology annotation, cellular component: 1,3-beta-D-glucan synthase complex; plasma membrane. Gene Ontology annotation, biological process: (1->3)-beta-D-glucan biosynthetic process.
GCCGGUAGGGCGGGGAUGGCGUCGUCCAUGAGGCGGAGGCCGAGCCGGGGCGGCGGGGGCCCGGGGGCGGCGGCGGAGAACUGGGAGCGGCUGGUGCGGGCGGCGCUGAAGCGGGACCGGGCGGGCGGCGCGGCGGGGAGCUCCGCCGCCGCCGCCGCCGCGCACGCCGGGGCGGGCGCGGGCCUCGCAUCCGCCGUGCCGCCCUCGCUCGGCCGCACCACCAACAUCGAGCAGAUCCUGCAGGCCGCCGACGACAUCGAGGACGACGACCCCAACGUCGCGCGGAUCCUUUGUGAACAAGCAUACAGCAUGGCUCAAAAUCUGGACCCAAGCAGCGACGGGAGGGGUGUUCUACAGUUCAAAACCGGUUUAGCAUCUGUGAUCAAGCAAAAGCUUGCCAAGAAGGACGGGGGUUCAAUUGACCGUCAGAAUGACAUAGAGGUGCUGUGGAAUUUCUAUUUGGAGUACAAGAAGCGCCGUCGAGUUGAUGACAUGCAGAGAGAGCAGGAGAUAAUGAGGGAAUCAGGAACUUUUAGCACCGAGAUGGGAGCUAGGGCUAUGGAAAUGAAAAAGAUCUAUGCUACUUUGAGGGCUCUGCUUGAUGUAUUAGAAAUUCUUGUUGGGCAAGCACCCAGUGAUAGGCUUGGUAGACAGAUUCUAGAGGAGAUAAAGAAAAUAAAAAGAUCCGAUGCAGCUCUGAGAGGUGAACUUAUGCCUUACAAUAUUAUACCCCUUGAUGCAUCAUCAGUGGGAAACGUUGUUGGUUUUUUCCCUGAGGUAAGGGCUGCAAUAGCCGCAAUUCAAAACUGUGAGGAUCUGCCACGCUUUCCUUAUGACACACCACAGCUGAGACAGAAAGAUAUUUUUGACCUUCUGCAGUACGUAUUUGGCUUCCAGGAUGACAAUGUUCGGAACCAGCGUGAAAAUGUUGCACUUACAUUAGCCAAUGCCCAGUCCCGUCUGAGCUUGCCUAACGAGACAGAACCGAAAAUCGAUGAGAAGGCUGUUACAGAAGUUUUCUGCAAAGUUCUGGACAACUACAUAAAAUGGUGUAGGUUCUUGGGCAAGCGUGUUGCAUGGACCAGCCUCGAAGCAGUAAACAAGAACAGAAAAAUCAUAUUGGUUGCUCUCUACUUUCUAAUUUGGGGUGAAGCUGCAAAUGUUCGCUUUCUUCCAGAAUGCCUAUGCUACAUUUUCCACAAUAUGGCAAAGGAACUUGAUGGGAUUCUUGAUUCAUCUGAAGCUGAACCUGCAAAGAGCUGUGUCACCAAUGAUGGCUCGACCUCAUAUCUGGAGAAAAUAAUUUCUCCUAUAUAUCUAACGAUGUCUGCGGAGGCUAACAGUAACAAUGAUGGGAAAGCAGCACAUUCUGCAUGGCGGAAUUAUGAUGAUUUCAAUGAAUAUUUCUGGUCGCGCUCAUGCUUUGAGCUGAGUUGGCCACCUGCCGAGAAUUCCAAGUUUUUGCGCAAACCUGCUAAGAGGAAGCGUACGGGAAAGACCAACUUUGUUGAGCAUCGAACUUUUCUGCACCUGUACCGCAGUUUUCAUCGGUUGUGGAUUUUCCUCAUAUUAAUGUUUCAGUGCUUAACUAUUAUAGCCUUUCACCAUGGGAAGAUAAACAUUAGUACUAUUAAAGUAGUACUUAGCGCUGGGCCAGCCUUUUUCAUACUGAACUUCAUUGAGUGCUGCCUAGAUGUGCUACUCAUGUUUGGUGCAUAUAAAACAGCCAGAGGUUUUGCCAUCUCACGAUUAGUAAUCCGAUUCCUUUGGUUAGCUGCAGUUUCAACAUUUGUGACCUAUCUUUAUGUGAAAGUCUUGGGUGAGAAAAAUGCAAGAAACAAUGAUUCAACUUAUUUCCGGAUUUAUGUUCUUGUUCUGGGUGGUUAUGCUGCGGUUAGGCUUGUGUUUGCAUCGUUGGCCAAGAUCCCAGCUUGUCACAGGCUGUCCAAUUACUCUGACCGUUCACAGUUUUUCCAGUUUUUCAAGUGGAUAUACCAAGAACGAUACUAUAUUGGCCGGGGACUCUAUGAGAGUAUAGGCAACUAUGCCAGAUACGUGAUCUUUUGGUUGGUCAUAUUUGCAUGCAAAUUUACUUUUGCUUAUUAUCUCCAGAUUCGCCCUUUAGUUGUACCAACCAAUAUAAUCGUGCAACUCCAUGAUUUGCAGUAUUCUUGGCAUGAUUUUGUAUCAAAGGGAAAUAGAAAUGCUUUGACCAUUCUCAGUCUAUGGGCACCAGUCGUAGCUAUAUACCUGAUGGACAUACACAUUUGGUACACUCUUUUAUCUGCUCUUGUUGGUGGCGUUAUGGGUGCUAGAGAUCGCCUUGGGGAGAUUCGUUCAAUUGAAAUGCUUCAUAAACGUUUUGAGAGCUUUCCGGAAGCUUUUGCAAAAACCCUUUCCCCGCAAAGGAUAUCUAGCAGGCCAGUUCCUCAGGAUUCAGAAGCUACUAAGAUGUAUGCCUCGAUAUUCUCCCCGUUUUGGAAUGAGAUCAUCAAGAGCUUGCGUGAAGAGGACUACAUUAGUAACAGGGAGAUGGAUCUGCUUAUGAUGCCAAGUAACUGUGGAAAUUUAAGGCUCGUACAAUGGCCAUUGUUUCUUCUUACUAGUAAGAUCAUGUUGGCGAAUGACUAUGCAUCUGAUUGCAAAGACUCCCAGAAUGAAUUAUGGCACAGAAUAUCAAAAGAUGAAUACAUGGCCUAUGCGGUCAAGGAAUGCUACUAUAGUGCAGAAAGAAUUCUCAAGUCUAUAGUUGAUGGUGAAGGGAAGCUCUGGGUUGAGCGCCUUUUCCAAAAUCUCAAUGACAGCAUAGAACAAAAUUCACUUUUGGUGACUAUAAAUCUGAAGAAGUUGCAGUUGGUCCAGUCACGUCUUACUGGUUUGACAGGACUUCUGAUUCGCGACGAGACUGCUGAUCGUAAAGCUGGUGUUACAAAAGCUCUCCGUGAGCUCUAUGAGGUUGUUACCCAUGAGUUUCUUGCACCAAAUCUGAGGGAACAAUUUGACACCUGGCAAUUACUGUUAAGAGCUAGGAAUGAUGGGCGUCUAUUCUCUAACAUUUUGUGGCCAAAUGAUCUGGAAAUGAAAGAACAAGUUAAGCGUUUACACUUACUUCUGACUGUCAAAGACUCCGCUGCAAACAUUCCAAAAAAUUUAGAAGCUCAGAGAAGACUACAAUUUUUCACUAACUCUCUGUUCAUGGACAUGCCGGAAGCAAAGCCCGUCUCUGAGAUGAUCCCAUUCUGUGUAUUUACCCCAUACUAUAGUGAGACUGUACUUUAUAGCAUGUCUGAGCUGUGUGUUGACAAUGAAGAUGGCAUUUCUAUACUUUUCUAUCUUCAAAAAAUCUUUCCUGAUGAGUGGGCCAACUUCUUAGAACGAAUUGGCCGUGGAGAAUCAUCAGAAGAGGAUUUUAAGGAAAGUCCAAGUGACACCUUAGAACUACGGUUUUGGGUGUCAUACCGUGGCCAGACUUUGGCAAGGACAGUGAGGGGUAUGAUGUACUACAGACGAGCGUUGAUGUUGCAGAGUUACCUGGAGAAGCGAUAUCUUGGAGGCAUUGAAGAUGGGUAUUCUGCACUUGAAUAUAUUGACACUCAAGGGUAUCAGUUAUCUCCUGAUGCACGGGCCCAGGCAGAUCUAAAAUUUACAUACGUUGUUUCAUGUCAAAUAUAUGGACAGCAGAAGCAAAGGAAGGCUCCAGAGGCUGCGGAUAUUGCUCUUCUAAUGCAAAGAAAUGAGGCCCUUCGGGUUGCUUUCAUACAUGAAGAGGAUGGUGUAUCGAGUGAUGGGCUAGCUAUAAAAGAAUAUCAUUCCAAGCUCGUGAAGGCUGAUAUUCACGGAAAAGAUCAAGAAAUAUACUCCAUUAAACUGCCUGGGAACCCCAAGCUAGGUGAGGGGAAACCUGAAAACCAAAAUCAUGCUAUAAUUUUUACUCGUGGAGAUGCAAUACAGACGAUCGAUAUGAAUCAGGAUAACUACUUGGAGGAGGCAAUGAAAGUGAGGAAUUUACUUGAAGAAUUUCGUGGUAACCAUGGAAUACGUUAUCCCACAAUUCUUGGUGUGCGGGAGCAUGUGUUUACGGGAAGUGUGUCUUCGCUGGCAUCAUUUAUGUCUAAACAGGAAACCAGUUUCGUUACUUUGGGGCAACGUGUUCUUGCUUACCUCAAGGUUCGAAUGCACUACGGGCAUCCUGAUGUCUUUGAUCGGAUAUUUCAUAUAACCAGAGGUGGUAUUAGCAAGGCAUCCCGGGUGAUCAAUAUAAGUGAAGAUAUAUACGCUGGAUUCAAUUCAACUCUGCGCCAGGGUAAUAUCACACACCAUGAAUAUAUCCAGGUUGGGAAAGGACGUGAUGUUGGUUUAAACCAGAUUGCCCUGUUCGAGGGAAAAGUUGCUGGAGGUAAUGGCGAGCAAGUUCUUAGUCGAGACGUGUACCGUUUGGGGCAGCUGUUUGACUUCUUUAGGAUGCUAACCUUCUUUUACACCACUGUUGGUUAUUAUGUCUGCACAAUGAUGACUGUUCUAACUGUGUAUAUCUUCUUGUAUGGGAGGGUGUAUCUGGCACUCUCUGGACUCGACCAUUCGAUAUCUCGUCAAGCUAGGUUUCUGGGGAACACUGCCCUUGAUGCUGCUCUGAACGCUCAAUUUUUGGUUCAGAUCGGAAUUUUUACAGCCGUACCAAUGAUAAUGGGUUUUAUUUUGGAAUUAGGGCUAAUGAAGGCUAUUUUCAGUUUUAUCACAAUGCAACUGCAGUUCUGCUCAGUAUUUUUCACCUUUUCACUUGGAACUAGAACACAUUAUUUUGGGAGAACAAUCCUUCAUGGUGGUGCAAAGUAUCGUGCUACUGGACGAGGUUUUGUUGUUCGCCACAUAAAAUUUGCUGACAAUUAUAGGCUCUAUUCUCGAAGCCACUUUGUGAAAGCGCUUGAGGUUGCUCUCCUGCUUAUUGUCUACAUUGCUUAUGGCUACACGAAGGGCGGGUCAUCGUCCUUUAUUCUGUUGACUAUCAGUAGUUGGUUCAUGGUUAUAUCCUGGCUUUUUGCGCCAUACAUUUUCAACCCUUCUGGUUUCGAGUGGCAAAAAACUGUUGAGGACUUUGAUGACUGGACAAAUUGGUUAUUUUAUAAAGGUGGAGUUGGUGUAAAGGGCGAAAAUAGUUGGGAAUCUUGGUGGGAUGAGGAGCAGGCUCAUAUCCAGACUUUUAGGGGACGAAUCCUUGAGACUAUCCUGAGCCUCAGAUUUCUCUUGUUCCAGUAUGGCAUUGUGUACAAGCUUAAAAUUACUGCACAUAAUACAUCUCUGGCAAUUUAUGGCUUCUCGUGGAUUGUACUUCUUGUUAUGGUUCUGCUGUUCAAGCUUUUCACCGCAACUCCAAGGAAGUCUACUGCCUUGCCGACAUUUGUUCGGUUUCUACAGGGCCUCCUUGCAAUUGGCAUCAUUGCAGCAAUUGUAUGCCUUAUUGGAUUUACAGACUUCACAAUUGCUGAUUUGUUUGCAAGUGCACUAGCAUUCUUAGCAACUGGAUGGUGCAUCUUAUGUCUGGCCAUCACAUGGAAACGCGUGGUGAAGACACUCGGGCUGUGGGACUCUGUCCGCGAGAUCUCUCGGAUGUACGACGCUGGGAUGGGUGCCGUCAUCUUUGCACCCAUCGUGUUCUUCUCAUGGUUCCCCUUUGUGUCCACCUUCCAGUCUCGCAUCCUGUUCAACCAGGCCUUCAGCCGUGGUCUGGAGAUCUCCCUCAUUCUGGCGGGGAACAAGGCGAACCAAGAGUCAUGAGAAGCUCCGUUCGCAGUGUGUUUUUGUUGUACAUUUCAGGACUUGAUUAGGGACAUACUAGGUUCAAACAACAUAUGUACAUAACUCCCCUGAGUACUUGGACGCUAAUCGCUUGUGGACAAUGAGCUAAUGCAGGCUUAGAUGUGUGAAUAUUCAUUUGACUGUUGCUUGUAGUGUUGAGUUGCUGGAUGUAAUUUGGAUCCUCUGGUGAUUUGUGUCGCCUGAUAGCAGUAAUCACAGUUUGAGUAAACUA